GUCGAGUCCUCCAGCGAGGAUGAGGAGGAAGAGGACGAGGGAAAGGAAGAGGAGGAAGAGGAAGAGAAGGAUGAAAAAGAGGAGAAAGCGUCGGAGAAGGCUUCGGAGAAGGAUGAAGAAGAAGACGAAGACGAGGAGGACGAAGACGAGGAAGAAGAGGAGGAGGAGAAGGAAGAGAAGCCCAAGUCCAGAAAGAAGGAGACAACAUCACGUAGCAAGUCAAAGAAGGUCGGGGAGGAGGACGAAGAUGAGAAAGAAGAGAAGGACGACGACGACGACGAGGAAGAAGAAGAAGACGAGGAGGACGAAGAGGAGGAAGAAGACAAGCCGAAGUCAAAGAAGGACAGCAAGCGGAGCUCCCGAUCAGAAGCCAAAGAGAGUGACAAGCCGGCCGAGUCCGCAGGCAACUACUUCGUCACGGCCUACAACAAGCGCCGGGAG
Messenger RNA from Symbiodinium necroappetens, 441 nucleotides. NCBI's taxonomy places the organism in Eukaryota, Dinophyceae, Suessiales, Symbiodiniaceae. The record is from the annotation of a GenBank genome assembly.